Seriola aureovittata is the source of this 3004-nucleotide messenger RNA. RefSeq names its product phosphodiesterase 9aa (gene pde9aa). NCBI's taxonomy places the organism in Eukaryota, Metazoa, Chordata, Actinopteri, Carangiformes, Carangidae. Gene Ontology annotation, molecular function: 3',5'-cyclic-GMP phosphodiesterase activity. The transcript is spliced from 19 exons. Gene Ontology annotation, biological process: cGMP catabolic process. Bases 284 to 1813 code for a protein of 509 amino acids. The record is from RefSeq and is a predicted model, not a curated record.
GACUGCGUGCCUGUGCGAGAGCGCGCAGACCUCGGGAGGCGUGGACGCGCAUGGACAGGCUUUAUGAGAUGCAGUCAGAUAGGGAGGUGACAGAGCGGACAGAGCCCGGGAGACCGAACCGGAGAGCAGGGAGGGUUUCUAUCUGACAGGUGGGUGAGAUGGUGUCGGCCCCCUGACUCACCCUUCACCCCCUCGGUUUGUUUCGCGGCGGUGGGAGAAGGACUGGAGCCCGGAGCAGGAGCCGCACAGCCACGCACUGACGCCGGGGAGAGGAGAGGUGACCAUGGGCUCUGCUUCGUCCUCCUACCGGGUCAUUUACCUGGAUGUGGACGGCAGGAUUCAGAAGGUGGUGUUCAGUAGAUUCUGCAGCCCAUGUGACAUCAAGGAACUGCUCUGUACAGCCCUGAGUGUGCCAAGGAACACUAACCUGUCCCUGCUGGAUUCAUCUGGAGCCAUGGUGUCCAUCGACCCCACCAUGCCACACAACACAGACAGGUCACCGUACCGAGUGGUGCCUAUGACUGGAGGACAGCUUGCUGAUAAAGAGGAACUCUUUCAGAAUGUACUGACGCAGGUAGCAGAGCAGUUCUCCAGGGCCUUUAAGAUCAAUGAGCUGAAGACUGAGGUCACCAAUCGUCUCGCCAUGUUGGAAAAGAGAGUCGAGUUGGAGGGCAUGAAGGUGGUGGAGAUUGAGAAAUGUCGCAACGACAUCAAGAAACUCCGUGAGGAGAUGGCAUCGAGAAACAAUAGUAACUUCCUGGAAGACAAUAAGAAGCUGACGCCUCGUAGAGACGUGCCCUCCUACCCCAAGUACAUGCUGUCACAACAGACCAUAGACGCCCUCAAAAAACCCGCCUUUGAUGUCUGGCUGUGGGAGGCCAAUGAGAUGUUGAGCUGUCUCGAACAUAUGUACCAUGACCUUGGCUUGGUGAAAGACUUCAACAUCAACCCCAUCACCCUCAAGAGAUGGCUGUUGUGCAUUCAUGACAACUACAAGAACAACCCCUUCCACAACUUCCGCCACUGUUUCUGUGUCACCCAGAUGAUGUACAGCAUGAUCUGCCUCUGCAGCCUGCAGGAGAAGUUCACACAGGUGGACAUUUUGAUUCUCAUGACAGCUGCUGUGUGUCAUGAUCUCGAUCACCCUGGAUUCAACAACACGUACCAGAUCAAUGCCAGGACAGAGCUGGCAGUUCGCUACAAUGACAUCUCUCCUCUGGAGAAUCAUCACUGUGCUGUGGCGUUCCAGAUCUUCUCUCAGCCCGACUGCAACAUCUUCUCCAACUUUGACCCAGAGGCCUUCAAGCAGAUACGGCAGGGAACCAUCACACUGAUCCUGGCCACAGACAUGGCUCGACACGGUGAGAUCCUUGACUCUUUCAAGCAGAAAGUCGACAACUUUGACUACACAGACGAGGAGCACGUCACCUGUCUGAAGAUGGUGCUCAUCAAGUGCUGUGACAUCUCCAACGAGGUGCGGCCCAUGGAGGUGGCUGAGCCAUGGGUGGACUGCCUGCUGGAGGAGUACUUCAUGCAGAGCGACAGGGAGAAGGCUGAGGGACUUCCUGUGGCUCCAUUCAUGGACAGAGAGAAGGUCACCAAGCCCACGGCUCAGAUCGGCUUCAUCAAGUUUGUCCUCAUCCCCAUGUUUGAGACGGUGAUGAAGCUGUUCCCACAGAUUGAGGAGGCUAUGGUGCAGCCUCUCAGGGAGUCCAGAGACAGAUAUGAAGAACUCAAACAGAUCGAUGAUGCUAUGAAUGAGGUGCAGAAGAAGAAAAGUGAGAACUUGACCAUGGGAGGGAAGAAGAAGUAAAAGGUUAAAAAAGAUCCAGUCCAGAGCUCGGAUUGGAGCAGAGACCUCAGUAAACUGGAUGAGACUGGUUGAUCCUGCAUCAUCACUGUGUCCUGUCGUCACCUCAGUCUGAUGAAGAGCAGUGGAGCAUCGGGUCAUGUGUCUCUCAGACAGCGUUACAGGGCUGGACUCCAGGAACAGAGGGACAAUCCAAAGCCUUUUCAGGGACCGUCAAUGUUUGUACAGCACAGACCACUUCAGUCUACAAUGUUUAGAUACACAACUUUUUUUUUUUUUUUGAAACGUGUUGUUUUUUUUUACAGAUUGUACAGAUUUAUAGUGACAUUUGUUCUUUCCUACAAAAUAAAGAGAUGACUUUAAUUAUUCAAUUCAAGUCUGGACUGUUGAUGUCUCUAAACCAGUGACCAGACAUCUCCUCUACAGUAAUAUAUCCAUAAACAGAUCAACAUGUUUGUGUACCAUGACUGAAGAGCAGCAGUUGAGGCCACAGAUACUCAUGUUUACUGAAUCAGCUGGUUUGUCAUAAUUGGAUUAAUUGCAAGUCUUUUUAGCAAAAUAAAAAUGUUGAUAUUUUAAUGUCCAGCUUGUCAUCACAGCAGAAGCUUUAAUGAGCAGUGAGAGCUUCACAGACCUGGGUCGGGUCUCUCAGCUUCCUACCAAGCUCUCAAUCCUCUGGUUGUUGGUCCCAGGAUCAGAGGAGGAUCUGCAGACCUGGGUCACAUCUAAGAAAAUAAAACAACACUCCCUCCUCUCAAAAUACAUCAUCGUCUGUCAUCACGCAGCAGGUCUCUGUCAGUGACACUAAGUUAAUAAUCCUGUAAAUGACACAGUAUUUCAUAUUAUUUUGUGUUUAACACAAUGGAAAACAGGAUUACCAGUUUAACCAUAAUGUGAUGAUUAAAGUCUGAUAUACAUGUUUUUGUAAAUGGAUCAAACUCAAACCCAAUUUUGCAAUCAAUCUAUAGUCAAUGACAAAUAAUGACAAAUUGAAAAAUUAUUAAAAAUCUGACAUUCAGAAAGUUUUCAGACCUUUAGCCUAAGGUACUUCCUGUUGGAGUUCACCUGUGUCAAACUGACCUGACUGGACAAAGUUUAACAAGACUCAGACCUGUGUUCUCAGUUCAAGAUGCAGAUAAAAUAUAAAAUAUGAAUGCCAGAUGAUGAAUUGUGUAGUAUUGUUGUUGUAUUAUU